Messenger RNA from Hypoxylon fragiforme, 816 nucleotides. RefSeq lists its product as uncharacterized. The record is from RefSeq and is a predicted model, not a curated record. The coding region runs from base 1 to 816 and encodes 271 amino acids. NCBI's taxonomy places the organism in Eukaryota, Fungi, Ascomycota, Sordariomycetes, Xylariales, Hypoxylaceae. The transcript has a single exon.
AUGGUGGGAAUAAAAUCUGGUUCCGGCUUCCAAGGCUCUGCCUACGUCAUCCUUCAGGUAAUUCGCUACUGUAACAUCGCCGUUCUCCUCGCCGUUAUAUUCGUUUCGGGAGUUAUGAUGUACUUCGCCAAGAUGCCAAACGGCUUCCAGUUCUUCAAUGACGUUUCCCUGGCUUUUGUUAUCGCCGUCGCCGGUCUCCUGCUGUGGACCGAGCUUCCUAUUAACUUGGGCAAGAGAAUCAUUGCAGAGAACUGGCCCGUCAUUGGUGAGAAUCGUGGCUUCACCUGGCUCGGUGUCGCCAUGAUUCUCAUGGGCAGUCAUCAUCUGGGCGCGCUCAGCAAUGACACCUACAACAACAAGAACGUACCAUUCCAGGCCUGGCAAGCGAUCAUGGGAUCCGGUAUUAUCGCCAUCGCUUUCGGCGUCACCAACAUCCUGGCCUCGCUCAUCUUUAGCAACCGAACCAACGGUGUCCACGCUCGUGAGGUUCGUAGCAAUGGCGCAACUACCAGGGAUGUCAACUUCACCGAGGAGUAUGACAGCUACCGAAGCAACUCGAUUCGCAAGGAGAAAACGAAGAGCCUAUGGUUCCUCGGAAAGGGCGCUGCCAAACCUAAGAUCAGCCACCCCAUUACUCGCGAUGUCGAAUACGGACAGGACGACCAGCUCCCCAUCGUCGAUGACCGCAGCAGCCCGAUCAUCCCCGAUGUGAAGCGUCCCCCAACCGCACUACACCCUGCCUACAAUGCCGGAUCAAGAGCCAGCCGAUACAGUGAGGCCAGCCAUCUUGAUCGCUUUACUGAGAAUAGGAUAUGA